GGUAUUCAAAUAACUCAAGAAAUUGAAGCAGGAAACUACCCUGUAAUAUCUUUGGAUUACAUCGCAGUGGUUCACUUUAAAGGCAUUUCUCUAUCCACAAGAACUCAUUCAACAAUACUGGUUGAACCAAAGGUACCUAGAGCAGAACACCUAAAAGAAUGGGCGAAAGAACAUCGUGACACACUUGACGCAUUGAAAAGAUGCCGAGACUACAACAAUGCUGCAAUGAAACUUGCAAAUCCAGAAAAAGAAGAAAUUAAAAAAAUAGCGACUGUUCCACCAUUCAUUAAUCAUUCUCAACCUGCUUGGAUUAAGGGCAAAAUCAGCAUUAACCUUGACAACAACAACACUUGGUAUAUAGGAUGUAGCCAUUGUUUAAAAAAGGUUUAUGCACAAAGUGACCAGCAAUUUAACUGUAUGCAUUGUGGUGAAAAGAGAGUCGUGGGUACUCCAAGGUGCAAAAUGGAUGUGGAAAUUGUUGAUGAAACUGGGCACAUUGCGGCAUCAGUAUUCGGACUACUUGCAGAGUCAUUGUUGUUACAUUCAAGUAAACAAGUUAUGGAUCUAGAACUAGAGGUACUAUAUUCAUGA
Messenger RNA from Ipomoea nil (Japanese morning glory), 591 nucleotides. RefSeq lists its product as uncharacterized. The transcript is spliced from 5 exons. Bases 226 to 591 code for a protein of 121 amino acids. NCBI's taxonomy places the organism in Eukaryota, Viridiplantae, Streptophyta, Magnoliopsida, Solanales, Convolvulaceae. The record is from RefSeq and is a predicted model, not a curated record.